Messenger RNA from Pseudozyma flocculosa PF-1, 1857 nucleotides. RefSeq lists its product as uncharacterized. Bases 1 to 1857 code for a protein of 618 amino acids. Gene Ontology annotation, molecular function: transmembrane transporter activity. Lineage: Eukaryota; Fungi; Basidiomycota; Ustilaginomycetes; Ustilaginales; Ustilaginaceae. The record is from RefSeq and is a predicted model, not a curated record. The transcript is spliced from 5 exons. Gene Ontology annotation, biological process: transmembrane transport.
AUGACCCCGGAUCUAUCGAACCACGACAGGCUGGACAGCGACCCCAUCCCUGCGUCGGGAACCCCGACACCGUCCGGGACUGGCACGCCCGGCGGGACGAGACCAGGAGGCCCCCAGCUAAAGUUCAGCGAGACCAUGGAUACUCAAAGGUCAAAGGGCGCAUCCUUGGCCUGGAACGACACCGCGCACACCGACGACAACGACCGCCUCUCGACCGCCACCACUGUCGUCGAACGUCAGACUGACAAGGAGCAGGGGCUCGCCGGCCUCUUGGGCGGCAACGCGGACGAGAACGACCCUUUCCUGGUCGAGUUUGAGUACAACGAUGCACAAGACCCCAACAACUUUGCAAGCUGGCGCAAGUGGCAGAUCACCUUCGUCACGCUCUUUCUCGAGCUCUGGGCCAACGUCAUCUCGUCCUCUUAUGCGUUCGGCGCAUCCGACAUCGCCGCAGAGCUCGGCAUCGGCAACGUGGCCGCCCGCAUCCCCGCUGCCGUCUACCUCUUUGGUUUCGCUCUAGGACCCGUGGUGCUCGCGCCAGCCUCGGAAGACUACGGGCGGUACCCCGUCAUUGGCGGCAGCUUUCUCCUGGUCGCCCUGUGCCAGAUUCCGUGCGGCGUCGGCUCGCAUCUGAGCCUGCUCAUCGUAUUCCGCUUUCUGGCCGGCUUCUUCGCCGCAGCCACCUUCAACUCGAUCGGCACCAUCUCGGACAUGUGGAACCCGGACGAGCAGGGCUGGGCCGUCAACUGCUUUGCAGUGUUUGCCGAAGUGGGUGCAGCGCUAGGACCGGUCUUUUCGGGCUACCUUGUCCUCAACCUCGGGUGGAGAUGGAUCUUUGGCGUCAACGGCAUCGUCGCCGGCUUCCUAUUGGUGCCGUUCCUGCUCUUCGUCCCGGAGACGCGGCAGGGAGUCCUCUUGGCCUCGCGCGCAAAGAGGCUCCGCGAAAGCACCGGCGACGACCGCUACUAUGCGAUGCACGAAAAGAUCCGUUCGCAGCACACUGCGUCUGCCCUCUUCCGCGAGAUGGUCGCACGGCCGAUCGUCAUGCUCUUCACCGAGCCCAUCGUGGCGAGCUUUGCCGUUUUUGAUGGCGUCAACUAUGCCGUCAUCUACAUCUUCCUCGAGGCCUACCCGCUCGUCUUUGCCGACUACGGCUUCAACCAGGGCGAGCAGGGGCUCGCCUUCAUCGGCAUCAUUGUCGGUUUCCUCAUCGGGUUCGCGCUCUACGCGGUCCAGGAGAAGUGGUACGCGCGGGCGGGACGACGGCGGAGCAGCGGCGAGCCCUCGCCCGAGGACCGCAUCCUGUGGGGCCUGCCCGGCGGCGUCCUCUUCCCCGUCUCGCUCCUCUUUUUCGCCUGGACCUCGUUCCCGCCGGUGCCGUGGAUCGUGCCCGUCAUCGCCGGCGCCAUCUUUGGCAUCUCGUCGCACAUCCUCUUCCUGGUCGUGUCCGACUACACGGUGGCGUCCUACUCGUGCUUUGCCGCCUCGGCCGUGGCGGCCCAGUCGCUGCUGCGCGAGCUCCUCAGCGGCAGCGUCACGCUCACCACCGAGAUCAUGUACCACAACCUCGGGUACAAGUGGGCCAGCAGCCUCCUCGGCUUCGUGGGCAUCCCGCUCGCCUGCAUCCCCUUUGUCCUCUACUACUACGGCCCCACCAUCCGCGCCAGGUCGAGCUUCGCAGAGGAAAUCGCCCUGGCCGAACAAGAGGCCAGGCUGCGAAACGACCGCUCCCGCCUGCGCGCCGAGGCAAAGGCGCGGCAGCUCGAGGCCGCCCCAGCGGGAGGCGACGACGGCAAGCAGGAGAAGACACCCGCCACCGUCCCCAAUGACACCGCUGCAACAGACAGCGCCGCUUGA